AUGCAAUUCGGUUCACCAGAAGAAGAUGCAUAUAGAAGGGAUCUUACAAUCAACACCUUGUUUUACAACAUCCAUACAUGUUUAGUUGAAGAUUUCACAAAAAGAGGGUUGGAUGAUUUGAAAUUUGGGAAAAUCGUGACACCAUUGCCACCAAAAGUGACGUUUUUGGAUGAUCCAUUGAGGGUUCUUAGAGCAAUUCGUUUUAGUACAAGGUUUGGUUUUGAAAUGUUGGAAGAGUUAAAAGUUGCAGCUUUAGACAAUGAUGUGAAAUCCGCAAUUUUGGGUAAAGUUAGUAGAGAACGAAUUGCCUUUGAGAUUGAUCUUAUGCUGAAAGCUAGUGAUGCACGUGAUGUUAUGAGGUUGGACGAUGGAGUCGAGAAGUUUUUGUGUUUGAUUCCAUUCGUGUUAUCCAAUGAAGAUAUGAAUAAAAAUGAUUUGAAAAUUGAUUUGAUUGAAGUUCCUGUGAAAUUGAAAUCAAGGAUCUUGUUGGGUUUGGUUUUGAGGGAAAUGAAAGAUUUGUGGAGGGUUGCAUUGAUGCUUUCGAGUAUUGUAGGGGGAGAAGUGGAGAAAAGGAAGGAAGUGUUUAUGGAGGUUGAAAAAGAAAUAUUGAAAUUAGGGUUGGAUAAAGUAUGGGAAGUCAAACAUUUGGUUGAUGGGAAUGAUAUAAUGAGACAUUUGGAGCUUGAAAAAAGUGGGCCCGUUGUUAAAAAAUGGUUGCGGAAUCUUCGACAAUGGCAACUUGCUUAUCGUUAUGGAAGUGUAGAGGAAUAUUUUGAUUGGAUGAAGAGCCAAAUGGAGAUGUAG
Molecule: messenger RNA, 804 nt
Organism: Lactuca saligna
Lineage: Eukaryota; Viridiplantae; Streptophyta; Magnoliopsida; Asterales; Asteraceae
Source: the annotation of a GenBank genome assembly